This is a messenger RNA of Astrephomene gubernaculifera, 710 nucleotides long. NCBI's taxonomy places the organism in Eukaryota, Viridiplantae, Chlorophyta, Chlorophyceae, Chlamydomonadales, Astrephomenaceae. The record is from the annotation of a GenBank genome assembly.
GUGAUGGUCCUUAGUACAUACGCAAUGCGUUAAAGAUGGCAUUAACGGGCUUGGCUACGACGUUGCUUUCGGCACGCAUAGUCCAAAGGGCGUCGCUGUCUGCUGGCUUUUAUCGCGCCUCCUCCUCAACAACUGAUAGAGAUACAGCAGCUGCGGACGCUCCUGAUCACGCCAGCCCGGAACCUGUGCCUCAAGGCAUCGCUGCCGUACUGCCCUUCAUCGCCUGCCCCUUGACAAAGGCGCCCCUUAGGUACGACAAGCAACUCAACAAGCUAGUAUGUGACGAGCUGGGCGUGGCCUACUCGGUUACGGCGGACGGUGUACCGCAGCUAGUGCCGCAUCUCGGGGAGAUUCUGGGCGACGUGGAUCCGCAGGCGGCCCCAGGAGCGGCCUCACGGUGAUAGACUGAUAGUGACAGCAGCAGUAGUGCAGUAAUAGAAGGAGUAGUAGCGAUGAUAGCGGCAGCCCAGGGCUUAGAGCGGCAGGUGUAGGGGUGGUAGCAAUAACAGGCGUGUUUCAGUGCAAGGGUGGAAGGGGCAGUAGCGGUGAAGUGUUGUUUGGGCUCUGCUGUGGCCAUGACGCACAAGUAAAGCUGGUAGCAGCAGCAGGAGUGGUGUUGGACUUUGGACGAAUGUUGGCAGAAGGAAAUGGGCAGUGGGCUUGGUACUGUACAUACUAGCUGUAGGGGCGCGAGGAGGACACAACCAUAG